This is a messenger RNA of Dermacentor andersoni, 2592 nucleotides long. The record is from RefSeq and is a predicted model, not a curated record. NCBI's taxonomy places the organism in Eukaryota, Metazoa, Arthropoda, Arachnida, Ixodida, Ixodidae.
AUGGAGGGCGAUGACAUCGUUAUCACCGGCUUCUCGGCCUACUUCCCCCAAGCGGAUCACCUCGUCGAGUUCAAGGAGAAGCUGUACGCAGGUGUCUGUAUGGUCACCGAGGAUGACUCGCGCUGGCCUCCAGGAUUUAACGGUAUGCCAAGACUCCAUGGGAAAAUCCGAGACCUGACCCGCUUCGACGCGCAGUUCUUCAACACGCACCCGAAGCAGGCACACGUGAUGGACCCACAGUUGCGAUUGUUGCUGGAGACGUCGUACGAGGCAAUCGUAGACGCAGGCUACGACCCGGAGAAGCUGCGGAAACGCAAGAUCGGUGUCUUCAUUGGCAAUUCGGCCUCGGAGUCAAACGAGGCAUUCAAGAUGAACCCGGCCAAAAUGGAUGGCUACGUCAUACUGGGGUGCCAUAGGGCCAUGUUUUCCAACCGAAUUUCAUACUCGCUUGACCUACAGGGACCGAGCAUGACCAUUGACACAGCCUGCUCGUCUACGUUGGUAGCCCUGAAUGAAGCCGUGGUGUCUAUUCGUGCGGGACGCUGCGAGGCGGCCAUCGUAGGAGGAGCAAGCAUCACCCUCGAUCCCCACGUCAUGACGAACUUCAAGAUGCUCGGAGUCCUGUCAGAAGACGGAAAAUGCAGGCCCUUCGACUCGAGGGGUGUUGGCUACGUUCGCAGUGAAAGUGUCGGCGUGUUCUUCCUUCAACGGUUUUCUGACGCCCGACGUGUGUACGCGAAGGUCCUCAACGUCAACGCGAAUGCAGAUGGUUUCAAAGAACAAGGUGUCCCAUUUCCGUCGGCCGACGCUCAGGCAAAGCUUCUUCGUGAUGCAUACGCCGAAGUCAACGUAGACCCCCGGAAAGUGGUUUAUGUCGAGGCACACGGAACCGGAACCAAGGCUGGCGGCAUUAGUGAGCUGGAGGCAAUCAGCGAUGUGCUUUGUUCAGCAGGGCGCGAGAAGCCACUCAAGAUCGGAUCUGUCAAGAGCAACAUGGGACACUCAGAGAGCGCAUCAGGCGUCCCCGCUGUGGCGAAAGUGAUCCUCGCCAUGGAGACGGGAACCAUAGCGCCCACUCUACACUUUGAGAAUCCGGAUCCGGACAUGCCCUCUUUGCACGAUGGGCGCGUGGAGGUGGUUCACCGACCGACGCCGUUCGAUGGCGGCAUGGUAGGCCUGAGCUCCCAGGGCAUCGGCGGUGCAAACGCGCACGCAAUCUUAGAAUCCAAUCCAAGUCCGCAUGUGGACUUCCUUCCGCGCUUGAAGCCGGAGCUUCCAAGGCUUGUUCUAAUGGCUGGAAGGAGCAACGACUCGCUAAUGCGCACACUGGAUCGAGUCGAAGCCGAAUCACCGUACCCAGACUCCGGGUAUGCCCUCCUGAACCGUGUCGGGCAGCCAAGCGUGAAGCUGUUCCCGCAUCGAGGCUUUGCAAUUGUACCCGCUGACAACACGUACAGGACGGUCGUUAAGGUAGCCGAGCGGGCUCCGUCCAAAAAGCGACCCCUCUGGUUUGUCUUCACUGGCGUUGGCUGCCAGUGGAACGGCAUGGCACGCCAGAUGAUGCAAUUCGAUGUCUUUGCUGACUCUAUCCGCAAGUCCCACACAUUACUGGAAGAGCAACACGGAGUCGACCUGAUCGAUCUGCUGACCUCUGACGAGCCCCGAUGCAAGACGAUCGGGGGAUCUUUUGCCUCAAUUGUUUCAAGUCAGGUAGCGCUAGUGGACAUGCUCCAAGCUUUGGGCAUCCAACCAGACGGCAUGGUGGGGCAUUCUGCUGGCGAGGUUGGGUGUGCAUAUGCCGACGGAGGCUUUUCCGCCAAGCAGGCUGUUCUUUCGGCCUACUGGCGGGGCCGCUGCAUAGAACUGGGCUAUGCGUUCGAUGGUGCCAUGGCUGCAGUAGGACUCACGUGGGAAGAGGCGAAAAAACGUUGCCCCCCUGGUGUGUCCCCAGCUUGCCACAACGCGGAUGAUUCUGUGACAGUGUCUGGUACCAUCAAAGCCGUGGAGACGAUGGUCGCACAACUCCAAGCCGAGAACAUCUUUGCCCGCAAGAUCGACAGCAUGGGCGUGGCUUUCCACAGCAAACACAUCGAAAGCAUCGGUCCUGCCUUCCGGGAAGUGCUAAACAAGGCCAUACCCCAGCCUAAGCCACGCAGCAAGCGCUGGAUCAGCACAUCGGUGCCAGAGAGCCGUUGGCAUGAACCUGGCUCGCAGCUAUGCUCUGCGGAGUACCACACCAACAAUUUCUUAAAUCCCGUGCUUUUCCGGGAUGCCCUCAAACAUGUACCCGAGGACGCCAUCUUGCUGGAGAUUGGACCACAUUGCCUUUUGCAGGCGAUCCUCCGACGUGCUGUAGGCCCCGACGCUACUUGCCUGGGCCUCAUGAAGCGCGACGCUGACAAUCUGCAGUAUUAUCUGAACUCACUGGGCCAACUUCACACUCUUGGAGUCGCGAUGGACCUGUCGGUGCUCUAUCCUCCAGUGCCAUGGCCCCUGCCUCGUGGUACACCUAACAUCGGCCACUUGGUCAGCUGGGACCACUCCCAAAGCUGGGAUGUCGCUCACUGGAAAGAUUUUCCUUCGCCAGAAAAG